Coccinella septempunctata (seven-spotted ladybird) is the source of this 1485-nucleotide messenger RNA. RefSeq names its product heterogeneous nuclear ribonucleoprotein A1, A2/B1 homolog. The transcript has 7 exons. The record is from RefSeq and is a predicted model, not a curated record. NCBI's taxonomy places the organism in Eukaryota, Metazoa, Arthropoda, Insecta, Coleoptera, Coccinellidae. Bases 134 to 1141 code for a protein of 335 amino acids. Gene Ontology annotation, molecular function: RNA binding.
CCAUUUCAAAUAAACCAUCAGGUCAUUGUCAUUGAUAAAAUAGCCGCUUCCAUAUUGAUCAGGAAUCUAGUGGCGUUGCUUAAAACUUCACGGGUUUUUUCUCAAAUAUUUACCACGUUCGUUUUCCCUUUAAAUGAAAAUGAAAAGAGAGCAAGGAGAAGACGAUGGAAAAGAACCUGAACAAUUCAGAAAACUAUUUAUAGGAGGGUUAGACUAUCGUACCACUGACGACUCUCUUAAAAAACAUUUUGAACAAUGGGGCGACAUUGUAGACGUUGUAGUGAUGAAAGAUCCCACCACUAAAAGAUCUAGAGGUUUUGGAUUUAUCACAUAUUCUAGGGCACAUAUGGUUGAUGAUGCUCAGAAUGCCCGUCCACAUAGAGUAGAUGGACGAGUUGUUGAACCAAAAAGGGCUGUACCAAGACAAGAUAUUGGACGUCCAGAAGCUGGAGCAACCGUGAAAAAACUUUUUGUUGGUGGUUUAAAGGAUGAUGUGGAAGAUGAGGACUUGAGAGAACAUUUCAAAGUAUUUGGUACCAUUUUGUCUGUGACAGUAGUAACUGACAAAGACACCGGAAAGAAAAGAGGAUUUGGAUUUAUUGAAUUUGAAGAUUAUGAUUCUGUGGAUAAAAUUUGUUUACAGCGGCACCACACGAUAAAGGGUAAACACAUAGAUGUGAAAAAAGCCCUCAGUAAGGCUGAAAUGGAUCGAGCUACUUCUGGCGGACCAAGCGGCGGCGGCGGUGGUGGUCCCAGAGGUGGAAGAGGUGGUCCCAGAGGAGGUCAAGGUGGUAGUGGAAACUGGAAUCGUGGUCCAGCAGGAGAUUGGUCAGGUAGUAGACCACAAUCGCAAGGGGGCUACAACGGUGGGGCAUGGACCAGCAGUCCCUGGGACAACCAACAACAGAGCAAUUGGGGAGGCCCUAAUGCACCUGCUGGUGGUGGCUACAAUACUGGUCCCAGUGACUGGAACCAGGGUGGUGGAUUUGGAAACUACCAACAAGGUUACGGUGGAGGCGCCGUUAGAAACAAUUACCAUCAGAACCGAUCUGCACCAUAUGGUAAUCCAAGCUAUGGUGGUGGCUACAAUCAAAGCGGCAAUAUGGGAUCAGGAAAUAUGGGAGCUAACAGGAGAUUCUAAAACUGCCACUGUCUUCGACCAUUCAUCAAUGGUGAGUAUGGCCAAUCCGAGAACGUGUAAGUAAAAACGAAUGGAUAUUUUAUUCUAUUUUAUGGAAAGUGGACCUUCACUAUAGUUUAUAUAAAUUUUAUAUUUUUAUAUAUUUAUAUUUUUAAUUUAAUAUAUUGUAACGUUUCGUUCAGAGUUCAGUUCAUUUUUUCUUAUUCCGCGAACGCAAGUCGGUCAAGAAUAUACUACGAACAUUUUUUGUCCACCUUUCAUAUGCAAGUAUAUUUUGGUAAUUCUCUUUGAUACUAUAUGAGUGAAGAUAUAUUCCUCAUUUCAAUAAAAUUCAUUGAAAUAUU